AUUGGCUAGUCAAGUCUGAAGCUUUGAAGUCAGUGGUCUACUUUAGUUUUUUCGAGUUUCGAGUGUUUCUGUUAAGUACUUCAGUAAAUAUGUGAUUAUACAUUUUGGUUAAAGUAAAUUCCGUUCAAAAUUUCCUGUUUUCUCUAGACACAAACGUUAGAUAAAUCAGAAAGUUAUGAACCAUGUCUGAUACAAAAGACAACGCAAGAAGCAUUGAAAAUAAUGGACCAUCCACGUCGCAGACCUCGGAAUUUCCACCAUUGCGAUCGAUAAGUUCACAUAACAAUACAGUCAUUAAUAAUGCAAACCCAACUUCUAAGGCCACUUCAAACUCACGGCCAAUACCUACUACAGUUUUUUAUAAUUCCGAUGCCGUAAACGAUUUGGCAAAACAAUACAAUAACAUAAAUAUAACCAAUACUGAAGUCACUCCCCAGAAAUCAAAUACGAGUUCGCCUAAAAAGAAAAAUGCUAGAAAAAAAGGAGAAAAUCUAGAGUUGCAGAUGCCAAGAUCGGAAAACAUUCCUGUCAAUGUCCAGUCCGCUCCACCUGCACCCACUCGAGGCGGCAAGACGUUAGUGCACGAAAUGUUCGUAAACCAAAUCACUCCGUUAUAUGCGAGUACAAGCACGAGGCAUUUAAACAACGCUGCUUAUAUCGCACAAUUCCGUUUGAUGCAAGCAAUGUACUUUCGGGAAAUGUACCAGUAUCAGUACUAUUCAGCAAGCGCACCGAGCACGCCGCUGCUGCAACAGGCUCACAAUUCCAGAUCACAAAACUACCCGCCAACCGUCACACCGCAACACCAUUGGCCUAUAAACUAUUUACAGAAUGUGUAUCAACAUCCUCUCUUAAAUCAGAGCUAUGUAAAUCAGAACCACAUUAAUAACCACAACAUGAAUCGAAAUCAUGCUUUCCAUAACGCCAGGCAAGCACCGGCCGCUCAGAAUAACAACAAAAAUUCACCAAUAAGUAGAAAGCAAACUAAAAAUAAAGACCAGAAUGAUGAAAAAAAAUUUGACGCCUACAUCUCUGCAGAAGAGGUGGAAGCUGGUUUGAAUAACAAUACACUACUCGAGGGUGUUUUGAGAAUAAACCCCAAACAGUUCCAACAUUCGUAUGUGUCUAUGGACAGAAAUGAGCAGGAUGUUCUCAUAGAAGGUAUCAGAAACAGAAACAGAGCCUUUGAAGGUGAUGUCGUUGUUGUACAGUACAUUGAAUGUGAAGCUGAAGAAAAAGAUGAUGACAAUAAACAAAAGAGAGGCAAGGUAGUGUAUAUAAAAGAGAAGGUUCACAACAGAACAUGUGUAGGAGUAUUAAAACUGAUGGCUGAUAAAAAUAGGCAGAAGGCUCUAUUUGUGCCCAGAGAUAGCAGGAUUCCACGUCUCAACAUCCCAUGUACGAACUGGCCUGACAACUUUUACCAAGAUGUAAAAAGUUAUGAAAACACCUUAUUUUUAGCAAAAGUUUCAGAUUGGUAUGACACAAGAUUUGCUGUCGGCAACAUUAUAUGUAACAUUGGUGAAUCUGGUGAUAUGCAGACGGAGACUAAAGCUAUUCUUGCCCAAACUGAUUUAGAUGUAACACCUUUUGGGCCUGAAGUUAGACAUUUAUUUCCUCGUUUAGAUUAUACCAUACCAGAUGAGGAAAUCAAACUUAGAGAAGAUUGUAGACAAUUAUGCAUUUUCAGCAUUGAUCCCUUUAAUUGUCGUGAUAUAGAUGACGCUGUUUCAUGUAGGAAACUAGGAAAUGGGAACUAUGAAAUUGGAGUUCACAUAUCGGACGUUGGCCAUUUUCUUACUGAAAACACAGUACUGGAUGAAAAAGUAGCAGAAAAGGCCACAACUAUUUACAUGGUACAGAAGGCCUACCACAUGUUGCCGGAUGAAAUGUGCAUGUUGUGCUCACUGUUUCCUGGUGUAGAUAAACUUGCAUUCUCAGUUUUUUGGGAAAUAAAUGAGAGCGCUCAAGUAAUUAGUCAUAGAUUUGCAAAAACAGUAAUAAACUCCUGUUGCCAGUUAGCAUAUGAUCAUGCUCAAGCCGUCCUUGACGAUAAAGAAGAUGCAGAGAAAACUUUUCCUGAAUUAUACAAUGGAUUUAAAUAUCAAGACAUUUAUGAUACAAUAAAAACACUAGGUAAAAUAUCUGCAAUUUUCAGAACUAAAAGAUUUCAAGAAGGUGCCCUACGUAUUGACCAACCGAGAGUUUCUUUUCAUUUGAACCCCACAAGCGGCUUGCCAGAUUCCUAUUGGAUAUAUGAUAGUAAGGAAAGUCAUCAGCUCAUUGAAGAGUUCAUGCUUCUUGCAAACAUGACUGUCGCUAAAAGAAUUCACGAGGACCAUCCUAAGUUGGCAUUUUUAAGGUGUCAUCCACCACCGAGCUCUUAUAUGCUAAAUCAGCUCGCCAAGUCCCUGAAACCAAUGGGUAUCAAUAUUGAAAUAUCUUCAGCUGGUGAUUUACAUAAAUCAUUACUACCUUACAUGAACCCGGAGUAUGCUGAUCGUGGUAAAGCUAUGGUGCUGAAUAUGCUGUGCGCUAAGCCAAUGACUAGAGCUAAAUACUUCUGUGCAGGGGGCUGUGAGGAUGAUGAUGAUUUUGGUCAUUAUGCUCUAAAUGUUCCUCUGUACACACAUUUUACUAGUCCAAUUAGACGUUAUGCUGAUAUUAUGGUUCAUAGAUUGUUAGCUGCAAGCUUGAAUUACAGAGAUGUACCGAAUUGGGAAGUUGACAAAGUGAGAAUGAUCGCAGCUCAGUGCAAUAAACAGAAGUACAAUGCUAAGAAGGCUGGAGAGUUGUCCACAGAACUAUAUACCCUUAAAUAUAUUGAGAUGAAUUCUCCACUGGUGACAGAAGCAGUUGUUGUAGAUGUCAGAGAAAAGUACAUUGAUGUUAUUAUUGUUGCAAUGGGGUUGAAUAGAAGGAUAUUCUUCAAUAAUGAUUUCCCAGGCGAGUACAAAUGUAUAAAAAACGAGGCCGGUGCUAAGCUAUCAAAAAUGGAAUUAAAAUGGCACAAAACUGACUCCUCUCCACAAGUGGAGCAGGUUAUAGAAGUAUUUUCGCUGUUGCAAAUAGAAAUGCACAAAGGUGAUGAUAUGGUUAAAGUCGAGACUAAACUUGUACGACCACAAUAGUGUGUUUUAGUCACACUUAUACAUUGUAUUUUUUUUUUUAUUGUUGACUGUGUAGAAAAUUACACGAUAAUGCUUGUAAGCUCGUUAAGCUACCAAACAGAUCUUCUCAUAAAGAGAAUUCUUAACGAGACUUUACUAUAUGUAAUAUCUAUAGAAGCCUAAGGGCUUGUUCACGUUGACUCGCGAGUGCGGAGGCGGGCGCUAUCACAAAAUAUCAAAAAAAGUGCAAAAAUAUAGCUUGACAAGUUCAUGACAUUCCCCUGAUAUGCGGGCGACGGGGGAAAAGACUGCGCGGGUGUGAAUUCGUGCACAAGGAAUUUGCACGCGAAAUUGCGCGCGCGGGGCAUCACUACCUCCCCUCCCGGCCCGCGCGGACCAUCGGGAGUGUUACGAACGAAUUUUGCCAAGCUGUAUGUUCACGUAGAACUAGCGGCAGAUGAUUUAAUGUGGGUCUUCUCCUCCUGAGUGAGUCAUUUGAGAGAAUAGACUUCGAGGCUUUGCUUCCUUGCCCGGACGGACGCGGGGGAGGUUGCUGUACUGGCGAGUUAUUCCAGUUAAGUCCUUUUAAGGCUGAGGCGCUCUUGUCUACGGAAUGUGUUGAUGAUUCUGUGCCUGUACGCUGGGGUUUGUCCUGUGGUUGGUCCCAAUUUUUGUCAUGUCCAACUAUGAAUUUUCGAUUAAAAGUGUAUGAUUGUACAUGUUUUUAGUUACUCAUACUCGGGCAAACACCUGGCGGACAAUGUAAAUAGUAGCUCGCCAGUCGCCUAUCCUACCGCGCUCGCUUCCGCACUCGCGCCCGCUUGUGUACGUGAUUAAACACUCAACCAAAAGACAUAUACUUACUUUUUUAUUUUAUGUUAUUUGGAAUGUUAGUACUUAAUAAUAAAAUGAAUUUAAAAUGAUUUUGUAUUAAAUCUGGAAGCGUAAAGCUCAUAAAAUAAGCAUUUUUAAUAGACACAAAAAAUACACGAAAGUACGGUCUAAAAUAUUCAAAUUGAUUCACCUAGGAAUCGCACCUUUUUGAGCAGUAGUAUUAGCUAAUAACCCAAAAUUUUGAAAUGGGUUUAUUUUUAUGGUAUCGGUAUUUACGAAAAAGAACUUUUAAAAUUUACCAUAGAUGUGAAGUACAUACUAUUUUUUAAUAUUAAAUAAAUUAUUCUACAUUUUUUUACUAUGAUACUUUUACCUUUUUAAUGUAGUUGAAUGUUUGAAACCUUUUUAAAUUGUUUAAAAAUUUUAAAUCUUUAAUAUAAUUAACUCUUGUAAUGCUAAUGCUAGCCGCUCACCAUCCAAUAAGUCCACGUGCCUGCAGCACUAACGGCUUGACAUCCGAUAAAACUGAUCGUGUGUUAGUCGCGAUGUGCAUGAUAUCAUGAUGAUCGCGAGCUUAUUGAAUGGUGAGUGGCUAACAUUAUAUUUUAUUUUUGUAAUGUAAAAAAAAAUCUUUUCAAAGUUAACCCACUUGUGUGGUACAAGUGUUGAUGUAGUGUGCUACAGAUUUUGAAAUUUCAUUAGUACAAGUAAGCACUAGGAUAAUAAUUAAAACUAAUUAUUAUUAGUAUUUUUUCAAGUGAGUAUUUUUAUAUGUAUUGUUGUAUGUAUGAGUGCGAGGUUUUGUACUUAUUUGAUUCAGUAAAAGUAAACUUCAAUAGAGAAUG
Molecule: messenger RNA, 4789 nt
Organism: Bicyclus anynana (squinting bush brown)
Lineage: Eukaryota; Metazoa; Arthropoda; Insecta; Lepidoptera; Nymphalidae
Product: DIS3-like exonuclease 2
Exons: 3
Coding region: 183-3131 (982 amino acids)
Biological process (GO): miRNA catabolic process; mRNA catabolic process
Cellular component (GO): exosome (RNase complex); P-body
Molecular function (GO): RNA binding; 3'-5'-RNA exonuclease activity
Source: RefSeq, a predicted model, not a curated record